CCAGUAACACUGCGGCUGAUGUCCGGACUUGUAACUACAUUUUACAGCAGCUCGGCUUUUGUUCGCGAGUUGUUGGUUGAAGCCCAGUAAAGACGGAGGAUCCGUAUUCAUGCACUUACACCGAGGAAAAUGAUCAUCUGUGCGCAAAAAAUGGAGUAUCGCAUUAGAACUCAGUGCCAGCGUGUCCGGAGUCAGGUGAUGGUGAGCUCUGAUAAAGACAGUUCAUCACCGCUGUGCAUGAAGGCUCCUGCCAGCAGGGGGCACCUGGAUACAGUAUCACAACAAAUGGCCUCCCAUCCUCAGUAUUUAGACAGCUUCCUGCGCACACAGCACUACAUCCUUAACUUGGAUGGCCCUUUGCCCCAUCCCUACCGCCACUACAUAGCCAUCAUGGCUGCUUCACGGCAUCACUGCAACUACCUUGUGUCUCUGCACUCAUCUGCGUUCCUACGGGAGGGUGGAGACCAGGCGUGGCUAGACGGGCUAGAGUUUGCACCACCUCGCCUCCAGCAACUCGACCACUUAAACAAAGUGCUCGCUCACCAGCCCUGGGUCACUGCUCGCACUCACAUUGAGGCUUUGCUGAAGUCAGGUGAGCAGUGCUGGUCUCUGGCUGAGCUGGUCCAGGCCGUAGUUUUGCUUGCUCACUGUCAUGCACUAUGCAGUUUCGUGUUUGGCUCAGAACAGGACACACAGCCCGGGCCGAGAGCGCCACAUGGAACGCCCCCAGGCUACUGCCUCUGUGAUGCUGCCAAUGGCAACGCCACCUUCCCACCUCGCAGGAGGUCUCUAGACUCGAGCUGUGACCUGGCCUGCCUGCGAGAAGGAAUCCGCAAGUCACAGGAGGAGAAAGAGAGAAAAGGAAAUCCAAGCCUACAGUCAUACACUCUACUGCAUAUAGACAUGGACGAGGAUGAGGAAGAAGAGAUGUGUUUGACGGAUCCCUCUCGCUUUGUCAAGGACCCUAAUUUCGGCUACCAGGAAUUUGCUCAGCAAGAAGAAGACCAUUUCCAAGUAUUGUGGGUGCAGGAAUACUCGUGGGAGGACCAUGGGUUUUCCUUGGUAAACCGACUCUAUUCAGACAUCGGGCACCUGCUAGACGAGCGGUUCCGCAGCGUAGCCUCCUUACCGUCCCCUCGCAAUCCGGACCUCAAGAGAGCCAUCUGGAACUACAUCCAUUGCAACUAUGGAAUUAGGUAUGAUGAUUACGAUUAUGGAGAAGUGAACCAGCUGCUGGAACGUGGACUGAAGCUUUAUAUUAAGGCUGUGGCCUGCUAUCCUGACUCCACUAAGAACCUCCUGUGCCCGCUUCCUUCAGUUUCUCUCAAAGCGUCAGAAAAGGUACAUGUGAACCUGCUGGUGAUGGAGGCACGGCUGCAGGCUGAACUGCUCUACGCUCUCAGAGCAAUCACUCAGUACAUGAAUGCUUAGGACAAUGAGCCGAUUGGAGAGAGACAGAGAAUAAGAGAGAAAGAAUGAGAGUGUGAAUGAGAGAGAGAGAGAGAGAGAGAGAGAGAGAGAGAGAGAGAGAGAGUUGCACAGUCACUUAGGGUACAAAAACAAUGCCUGACUCUGGGUAAUGAUAAAAGUCAAUAGCUGGUUUAAAAAAAUAAUAAUAAUAAUAAGACAAAGAGGACUUGUGAAGAGCAAUAUUUCUUCUCCUUCAUAUCUUUUGUUGUUGUUCAGAGGUUGUUAAAGUGUGACUUUACUGCUGUGAAGUGUCUUCAGGGUGCCACUUGAAGGCAGAAACAAUCUUUUUUCCCCCUCUGUCUCAUUUUUUUUUUUUUUUGCAUGUUGUUCUUUUCAUCACUUUCUAAGGCUUCAACUUUGUACUUUGUGUAUGUAUGUGUUUUCUACUUUUCAGUUUGAAUAUUGUUGUUUUUUUGUUUUGUUUUUCUAGGUUGUUCAUGUGCAAUUAUCUUUAUUCUGUUCUUUGUAUUGUUGUAUGCCUGUUGCUCCUCUGUUAACUGACAGUCAGAGGAAAGGGAGAAGAGAACGUGUCGAUUUCAAUUCUAGAAUUUUGGUGCAAAAAAAGAAAAAAAAAGAAAAAAGAUGACACGACCUCUCCUGAAACCGAAGGCAGUGUUUACUGAAGCUGAAACGAACAGAUGAAUGUUGAUGAAGCUCAACAUGUUUUCAUUUGAAUUUAAGCUCAGAACAAGAUAAUAUAGGAAAAAAAAGUUACAUGGCUAUAACUUUUUUUUUUAAUGGCACUUUUAAAAUAAGAUAAAAACAUAUUUAGGCACAAAUGUCUACAGCAUCUGACUGCUUUAUUUAAACAGUGGGGUGGUUCACUUGACUCGGUUUAAAAUGCCACAAGUGCAAAAAGGUAUAGAUCACACACACUAUUUGGGAAAAAUCGGCCACACCUUCAAACCAAUUGGCGCAUUUUUAGGGAUUUUAUUGUAUGUUAGUUUAUGAUGUAACCUCACACUCCACCCAAACCACACUAUUUUAAAAAAAGCUAAAGUUGAUUUUAAAUGUUGGUUGGUUCUAGCCAAAUGAAGGACUCUCCGCACCCCACCUUAUCUGCAAAACAUUUCAGUGAUACUUUGCCAUCUUGUGAAACUUUAUAUAAUACGAAGAAAGUCAAAGGGCAGGCCUGCUGUUAUGCUUCCUAUAACUGACCUGCACAACUUGUUUCCUUGCACUGGACUAUUUUGCACAGAACUGCAUAAGUGACCUGCAUUGCCUCUGAGUAGCUAUAACAGUUAUUGGAACAAAUGACCCCAGUGAGGCCUCUGUUCACUGGUACCACGCUGAUGCCAUACUUACUGCAAAUGUUUUGGUUGUAGAAAAGGCCACAUGCUACUUGCUAGAUAAAGCCAUGAUAGUAUUGAAUUGGUGCAGAAGUGUUGUCCAUCUAGGGUACAAGUGACAAACAAACAUGUGCACCAAUUUUAUUAUAAUUUUUUUUUUUUUUUUUUUUUUUUUUUAAACCUAAUGCAUUAUCACAUCAUUUAUAGCUAUGUUCAGACCUGGUGUAUUGUUUUUUUUUUUCCCUCGAAAUUCUGACAGAAUAGUAAUUGGAACUGAAGGGAUUCUGCAUUAUAUCCUUGCAUGUGUGGUGAGGAGAACUUCUCAAACAUGAGCACCUGUUUAAACAUAGCUAGUGAUGAUUAUUCUUUUUGAUUUGUGUUUUUUGUUUGUUUGUUUUUUUUUGGAAGAAAAAAUGUGGGGCGAGAUGGCAGACAUCAGUGCUGAAUCUCAUCACCUUUAUAUCAAGAACAGCACUGUGGGAAUUUCAGAGAAUAAUUAGUCAUAUCAGAAAGAAGAGGAAAGAGGAUUUAUUUCAUUACAGACCGACUUUUUUGGAUUUCAGAACUUUGUAACGUGGAGAGUCUCCACUGAAAGUUCAGUUAAGUGCUGGACAUUGUGAAGCGAUGGAGUUUAUUACAGUGCAGUGCCUUUAGCUUUUAAAUCUGUAAGGCAAAUAUGGACUGGUGGCGUUGCUACGACGCUGGAGGCCUAUUUACAGCCCAAGCUGUUGUCUUCACGCUGCUUCUUCCUGCUCCUUCUCAAGCCGUCAAACAACAGGGACAGUGGUUUGCUUCUCACUUACAGGCCAAACCCCCGGCACUUUCAAACGGUUCCACGUUUUUAUGGAGCUAAUGUGCCGUCAUUUGCCUGCCAUCAGCAUGUCUGUAUUGGUUUCUCCCUCACUGCCGCCUUCUGCGCGACAUCAAAACGCAGCAGUGGACUGUUUUCCCCAUUUGGCUUCUCUUCUGAUGUCUGAUGGAGACUAAAAGACUAAAUAAGUGUGGCUUUAGCCAAGUUGUUUAAUAUUUACCAGGUAAAUGUAGAGGUGUUUAAAUAAAAGGAACACAAAAAAUGUCAAAACAAAGGAAAAUUACGCAAAACAAACAAACAAAAAAAAACAUUUUCUUUUCUUGAAAUAAGAACUUAUUUUUUCUAUAAAGAUAUAAUAUACCA
Silurus meridionalis is the source of this 3933-nucleotide messenger RNA. It is a transcript of the gene sesn4, whose product is annotated as sestrin 4. The transcript is spliced from 9 exons. Gene Ontology annotation, cellular component: nucleus. Gene Ontology annotation, biological process: positive regulation of macroautophagy; regulation of response to reactive oxygen species; negative regulation of TORC1 signaling. Bases 130 to 1431 code for a protein of 433 amino acids. Gene Ontology annotation, molecular function: L-leucine binding; oxidoreductase activity, acting on peroxide as acceptor. Lineage: Eukaryota; Metazoa; Chordata; Actinopteri; Siluriformes; Siluridae. The record is from RefSeq and is a predicted model, not a curated record.